This is a messenger RNA of Paramecium primaurelia, 609 nucleotides long. Lineage: Eukaryota; Ciliophora; Oligohymenophorea; Peniculida; Parameciidae. The record is from the annotation of a GenBank genome assembly.
AUGAAGAACAUCAAAUUAGAUAUAUUUAAUUUGCAUUCAAUUCAUUCAAAACACUUCUUUUCAAAAAAGGACAUUUACAAAAUUGCAACAAUUGAUUAAAUUGGAUUCUAAGGACUCCUUAUAUAUAAAGUAAAAUAUUUAUGAAUAUUGUUAUAGAUGUCUAUUUUAAUUAGAACACCUGGAUAGUAAGACUUUUUUCAGACUUUUCCAAAGUUUUCAAAUGGAUUUAUUUGCCUCCAAAACUUUAAAGAGUAAUUCAUCUCCCUUACUUCCCUUAAAACUAUCUAAUAUUUUUUUAUAUAUCGAGUUAUUUUUAACCCUUUGCCUCUUGAUUUUUUCUAAUAGUCCCCAUUAUAGAUUUAAGUCCUUUCUUUUAUAUUUAGGAGGCUCUUUUAAUUCUCUAAGUUGCAAAUAAUUAGAGGCUCCAUUAAUUUUUCUCUUUUUUCUGCUCCUCUAGGUUAGUAGCUCUAAUGUAACUGGUAAUCAAAGAGUCAGAAAAACUCAUAACUCCCAAAGAGCCAAACCUAUUUAUUGUCUACUCUUUAAUAUUUAUAAUCGAACAUUCUCAAAGAGCUCCAGAAAAUUUUAACAUAUAUAAACACAUUCUGA